Molecule: messenger RNA, 2217 nt
Organism: Soboliphyme baturini
Lineage: Eukaryota; Metazoa; Nematoda; Enoplea; Dioctophymatida; Soboliphymatidae
Source: the annotation of a GenBank genome assembly
AUGCUUGUGAUCAAAGUCGCUCUUGCACUGUUCACGUUCGUUGUGCUGGGAUGUCAACCGGGUAAAAAAUUACCACACCAAUUGCUAGAAAAUUCUACAAGCAACGACAGCGAGUCGAACGUUUCCUCAAAGCCACAAGAGCUCGUUACGGUUGUUAAGGAAAGGCUACUUCUGGACAUUCCGAGAAAGGAUAAAAAGCAAACGGGCAUUUCUAGAAUAUUCGGCAAGCAACUGACGUCGAACACUACGCUGCACAGGAGGAACAGCCCGUUUGAAGUUCUGUACAACUUAGUGAUUCCGAGUUCGCUGAGGCUGACCAUCGAACAAGGUGUCGUGCUUCGGUUUAAAGCGAACGCUAGUAUCACCGUUAGAGGUGUACUGAUCGCCAAUGGCACCAAGCAACGCCCGAUACAAAUGAUCGCCGAUGAUGCAGCAAAAAGAUGGAAAGGACUGUUCUUUAACUCAGUCGGCAACACGUUUGACGUCCGCCUGGACAAAUCCCUGUACUACGAUCAGGGCUUUCUCCAGAUAUACGAUGGCGUCGAAUGGAGAUACGCUUGUGGACGAUAUUGGAUUGAGGCGAAUUCCCGAGUCGCCUGCCGACAGAUGGGAUUUGAACAUGGUGAAACCGAUGGAGAGGUUCAUAUCGACAGAUUUUCGGACUUUCACCAAGACUUUAGCAAUUCGUCGAUGAACUGUACAGGAAAAGAAGACCAUCUUAAACACUGCGAAGUUGGUCCCAUGAUUUGCUCUGUUGACCAGUGUCAAAGUGUGAUUCGUCUAAAAUGCUCAAAGUUGCGCGGGAUUUAUACAGAAACUUCUGUAUUAAAUUUCGUCAACGUGUCAUCCAGUGAAUACGGUGUGGUCGUGCGAGGACUGAUGCCGAAGAUGCAAAACGUCUACUCGGUCAAUAGUCGGUAUAAUGGCUUCACGUUUGAUCUUCACUACAUCCCGACGGCAGGCAGCGUGCAAAUCUUCGACAGUAUGGCGGUGAACAGCGGCUUGAAUGGUUUUUCGGUAAAGCUGUCAUUUCCGGUCUAUGAAAAGUCUCUGGGCUUCGUUUUGGACAAGGUCACAUCUAUCCGUUCAGGCAAGACUGGCAUCGCCAUCGCAGGCCGCGGCACCGCCAACUCUCGCUAUGCCAUGAAAAUCGUUCACACUGACUGUCAGGAGUUCUUUGAGGUCGGCCUGCAAAAUUGCAACAUCACUCAGCAGUGGAGAGACGCAGCGCUGUUGGUAGACAGCAUAUGUCGAACGGUGCUUUAUUUUGACAACAACUCCUUCUGGGAAAACUACAACGGCGCCAUAGGCUUCGGCAGGAUAUCGAAAUGCCAGAUAUCGGUUACAAAUAACCUGUUCUACAAAAAUAAGGGCAACGUGAUCAGGUUCCACCAGCUUCUUAGCAAAAACAACAUCAUCUUCGAAGGCAACCGAUUCGAUCUCAACUACCUCAACGCUCUGACACCGCCACAAGCCGCGCUGCAUAUCGUCUAUCGAGGCAAUGCGCAGGACCUGUCCAAUCUGGCGGUGAUCAACAAUUCAUUUCGCAAAAAUACACUGACCAACAUAAUAUCGCUGAAACUGAUUGACGGUGCUCAGGUGACCUCCAAAACGGGACUCACCUUUCAGUUCCACAGGAACAGCCUCACCGAAAACCUGAGUCCCGUCGUGAUGUUCGUCGACGUUCCGACCGCUGCCAUUUCUUGGAACGUUUUCGCCAAUCCGUUCAGCGACUAUGAAUUAAUGAGUGGCGUGGCGAAGACAAAGUCUGAUCUUCAGGCAGCAUACAAUUACUGGGGGACAGGUGAUGAGAUUCGCGCACAGGAGCGCCUGUACGACCGCCGAAUGAAUUCUUCUCUGAUGGCAAUCAACAUCAUGCCGAUGAUAAAAGACGAGCAGCAACUGAAAGAUAUUAAAAGAGCAAAUCGCAGCCGUUUCGUACUCGAUUUCUUCGAUGGUGUAUUUGAAAACGGUUCGUUCGAAGUCCCAGAGAGAACGCAGCCAUUUCUGAUUAGAAAUUCAAUAACAAUUGGCCCCGGUGCCGUGGUGACCAUUAGUCCUGGAAAUGUGCUCGAGUUUCUGCCGCACACCAGCUUUCUGAUACACGGAACACUCACAGCCAAAGGGCGACCGGAAAAGCCGAUCAUAUUUCGUUCAGCUUCAAAUCGACCUUGGUUGGGAAUUAUUUUCGAGGAGGAAGGUAAGUUGAGUUUUUAA